CAACCUUCAACCUUCAACCUUCACUGACACUCUUCAAAUGUCACAAGUCCUUUAACUUUCAUUUCUUCAUUCCAGGACUUUCCCUCUAAUAAACGUCUUCAAUUUCCUUCGCUUUAUUCACAUUCAUCACUUUAUUUUCAAUUCUAUAUCUCUUUUCUUUCAACAACCAUGGCUUCCCAUGGAUCUAUCACGACUAUCAAUCAAAUAGAUCAGGUAUCUUCACCACAAAUACUUUCAUCGUCGCAUUCAUCCCUUUCUCAUUCCCUUUCAUCAUCCCGUCGUAGUUCGCAAAUAUCGAAAACUUAUCGUCAAGCUUCGACUCUCUUUCUCACGCGUCGAUUACCCGAAUCGCUUUCAACUAUCUUACCAGUAAUUACACCGUCCUCUUCUUCCGAUACCGAAAAUACCACUCCCGAUGAUCUCGCGAAAUCUUCGGCUCCAAUAUCAAAGGCCUCUCGUACUACUCGUAUCAAAGUCUGGAGUCUGUACCUUACAAUAUUGAAUGCGAUUCUUGAAUUGGAUCCAGCAGAAGGAAAACAAGCAUUCGGAACCAGUCAAUUUAGAGCACUGGUUGCUAAGGUCAGAGACGGAGAAGUUUGGGAAGAGGUUGUGAAGAACGGAUAUCACGGAAUCGAAGGAGAUGUAGAUUCAGAUGUCGUUAUAAACCUGUUCGUCUUCCUCGUAUAUUCUGAAAUCCCGGAUAUCCCUAUUACGAAGGAAGAAACUAAUAACAUGAUAGAGCAACUCUCCUCCUAGCCCAUGCUCGUUCCCAAAAGGUUAAUCAGGCUCGCCUCGAGACUUAUCUCGCAACAUCCGAUACCCAGUCCCUUUCUAUGUCCCAAUCCUCUACACCUACCACCUCAAAUCCAUUUCCAGGUUCUAAACGUCGCUCCCAACCCGAAACAGAUACGCCAAGAGAUCUCAAUGCCCGAGUGAAGAUAUUAGAACUCUAUACUCUGCACGUAUUACUUCGAAAUAAUGAAUGGGAUUAUGCAAAAGAAUUCAUUACCAUUAGCGAAGUUCUGGAUGAUGAAAGAAGAGAGGCUUUCCUUGGGGCAUUACGAAGUCUCAAGGAGGAAAGUGAGGAAGGAGAGAGAAGAGAAAGGAUGGAGAAGGAAUACCGAGAGGAACAACUCAAGAAAGAUAUAGAAGAAAGCCGACGUCGGCGAGAAGAAGAAGAAAGGAGACGAGAAGAAAUUGCUAAAAAGGCCAAAGCAAGCGCAAGGGGAACCUCAGAAAUCGACUUUGGAGUUGAAGACGAAACUCCAGUUACGAACAACGGAUCCGUAACAUCAUCCUCAGCACCUAAUAAUCCCCGACAAUCCAAAAUCUCCAAAUCAUCAAGUACCAAACCACACUCUCGAAAAUCAGUAGAAGAAAAGAAACAGAAAACCAUGAUAGAAAAAAUGGGAAUCAUAAUGCGUAAUUUGAAAUUAGUACUGGGGAACAUGGGGGGAAGUCUUAAUUUGAAGAAUCCGAUGGUAAUGUUAAGGAUGGUAGCUUUCGUUAUUGGAAUACUAGUGGUUUUUGGAAGAAGGGAAGUUCGAGAAAGGACGAGGAGAAUGAUGAGUGAGGGAUUGGGAAGAGUUAAGAAGACGAUUGGUAUGGGGGUUAAGGUUAGUUAUAUUUAAUGAACAGGAAAUUGGCCCAAAGGCAAAUAAUCGAGGGGGAAUUUCAUCUGGUUUUUCCAUUUUUUGGAAGAACAGAGAAAUGGAUAUCAUGAACUUCGUUUUCAAGCAUGAUUGGAUUCAAUUCGGGAGUCUUUUGUUUAAUUCACACGAAGACUGGCUUUACUUGUAGUUAUAUUAUGACCUUGAUUUCUGGAUGGUGGAGGAGGGAAAGGGGUAGAUGUCAUGCAUACCUAAGAAGAAUAUGAAGCGAGGGAAAUUUUAGGGAGAGGAGUGGAGGAGUUUACUUUGGUGUGAGAAUUUAUUUGUUUUGUAGUGGUGAAUGCAGAGAAAGAUUGAGAGGAGAAAAAAAGAAGAGAAAAGAUAUGAAAUAAUUAAAGCUUAUUCGGAAUACCAUUCUAUGACAUGCCAC
Messenger RNA from Sclerotinia trifoliorum, 2040 nucleotides. The record is from the annotation of a GenBank genome assembly. NCBI's taxonomy places the organism in Eukaryota, Fungi, Ascomycota, Leotiomycetes, Helotiales, Sclerotiniaceae.